Messenger RNA from Danio rerio (zebrafish), 2248 nucleotides. RefSeq names its product potassium channel tetramerisation domain containing 12b (gene kctd12b). Lineage: Eukaryota; Metazoa; Chordata; Actinopteri; Cypriniformes; Danionidae. The record is from RefSeq and is marked validated. Gene Ontology annotation, cellular component: postsynaptic membrane; presynaptic membrane. Gene Ontology annotation, biological process: protein homooligomerization; G protein-coupled receptor signaling pathway.
GAGCGCGCGGGAAUAUUAUGGUCCAGUGCGCAUCGCAGGGUGCAAGAAUGAGAGAGUGGAGAGGGUACCGCUAUACUUAGCCUGCGAGAAAUGGAUCACGGGACUUUAAUUUUGAUUUGUUUUUAAUUUUUUUACGUCUACUGUGUUGAAUUGCGUUUUCUGCGUUUUCAAAACGAAAUUUUGAGGUAAUAUUUGAUAAUAACGCGUACAGUCAGACCUUUGGAUGAUAUGUUUUACCUGCGGUAGGUGUCUGUGAAUUGGACGCGAGGGCAUUCAGUUUUGGACAUGAACAAAUGAAAUGGACAUAAUCUGAAACUUGAAGAAUCAACGUGCUUGUCAGCAUUUGACAUUGGUUUUCUUUGGAUUCUAAACUAUGGAUUUUUCUGAAAAUGCCAGUGGCAUUCCUGCAGAGGAACUAGCCUUUCCAGAAAUUAUUGAACUUAACGUGGGGGGUCAGGUGUAUAUAACCCGCUACUUAACUUUAACAAGUGUGCCAGAUUCACUACUGUGGAAGAUGUUCAGCCAAAAGAGCAGCAAGGACUUGGCUCGUGACACCAAGGGUCGUUUUUUCAUUGACAGAGAUGGCUUCCUGUUUCGUUACAUUCUGGACUACAUGCGAGACCAGCAGCUUGUACUUCCAGAACAUUUCCCAGAGCAAGGGCGGCUGCAGCGAGAGGCAGAAUUCUUCAACCUCCCUGAACUUGUUCAAUUGUUGGCACCAAAGAUCAGUAAGCAGAACACUUUGGGUGAUGAUGGCUGUCAGACAGACCAAGAUGAGUCCUCGCCUGGUGCUAACAUUGCCUGCAAUCUGUCCUCUUUGGGUGCUUAUUCCAGCCUGGGAGCAGCCACAGCUGACGGCCAGCGCUCCGGAUUCAUCACGAUUGGAUGCAGGGGCUCCUAUACUCUUGGUCGUGAUUGUCAAACUGAUGCUAAGUUUCGAAGAGUGGCUCGCAUUAUGGUGUGCGGGAAGACUUCCCUUGCCAAAGAGGUUUUUGGGGAAACGUUGAAUGAGAGUCACGACCCUGAUCGCCAACCAGAUCGCUACACAUCACGCUAUUACCUGAAGUUUACUUCCUUGGAGCAGGCAUUUGACAGGCUAGCUGAUGCCGGAUUCCACAUGGUAGCCUGCAACUCCACAGGCACUUGUGCCUUUGCCCAUGUACAGACAGAUGACAAAAUCUGGACCAGCUACACUGAAUAUGUGUUCUACCGUGAGUGAUCAUACACCUGUGUUCCUGAAUCUUCUCCCUGCCUCCCAGACCAGUCAUAACCUAUGAAUAUAGAAGCUUCUAGAUCACAAUCUUCACCCCUUCACCAGACUUUCCUAUUAAAGAGCCCUUCUCCUCUACUGUGCUCAAGUGACCUUUCUUUCCAUCCAAAAUAGAAUACCUUUUCCUUUCAGGUUUUUGAAUUUAAUAGCUAAUAAUUGUGCAGGGUGAUAUAAUGCCACCUGAGGUGGGACGUAUAUGAGGUGGGGCCUGAGUACUGGGGACCUAUAUGUAAAAGGGGAUAUGAUCUGAGCUGUUAUGUCAUGCUCAAAACUGUUUUUUUAGGCCUACCUGAGCGUCCAGUGCAGUUUUACAUCUUGUUAAGAUCUCACCAUUUUUGUAAAUAGUAAUAACUUUUCCUAUACAUUAUUUGUUUUGCUCUAUAUUUAAAUGGAUUAUUGAGAUGCAUUGUGUUUUAUUUAAAAUUAUUUUGAUCAUGAAGAGGACAAUACUUCAUAAUCAAUAAGAUAUUUAAAUUUUAUUUAAACAUUUUAAUAUGGUUUUAUACAGUGACUAAUUGCUCUAUUCACAUUCAUUGCAACCGCAGGACACAAUCGCCACAACCUGUUACAAAUCCACAAAACGUCCUAGUUUAUGAGAUGUCAUUUGAUAUUACAAAAAUCAAUCAGUAAUUUCUGUUAGGAUUAAAUAUUAAACGUAAUCCUUCAUAUUCAUUUCCUGAUAGUCUUUUAAAGGUUCUGCUUUAGCUGUGUCUUAAGUGAAAUGCUAGCAGAAAGGUGUUUUUAUUAAAACACGAAUAGAACAAAUUCAUUAAUUAUCUAUUUUUGUCCUAAUUGUAAAACAUACAAAUGUAUUAUAUAGUAGUGUGUGUGUGUGUGUGUGAGAGAGAGAUCGAAGAUUAGCUAAACAGGCAAACAUAUACAAACACCUUUUCCACAUGUAUGUCCAUUCAGAUUUAUGAAGGGUCUAGAUUUGCACUGAUUUGAAUAAUAAAAACAUUGCAUCUGAUUAUUAUGAAA